Messenger RNA from Microdochium trichocladiopsis, 1488 nucleotides. RefSeq names its product putative gram-negative bacteria binding protein. Gene Ontology annotation, molecular function: hydrolase activity, hydrolyzing O-glycosyl compounds. Gene Ontology annotation, biological process: carbohydrate metabolic process. The transcript has 2 exons. The record is from RefSeq and is a predicted model, not a curated record. Bases 1 to 1389 code for a protein of 462 amino acids. Lineage: Eukaryota; Fungi; Ascomycota; Sordariomycetes; Xylariales; Microdochiaceae.
AUGAAGAAGCAUGCCUUCCUCUCAAGAGAUCCCGCUUCGGCGCACCGAUCCUGGCAAGGAUCUCGGCCCGCUUCAUUCGGCGGCGCUUCCUCAUAUGCGAGUUCAGUCUUCGAGAAGGACUUCGCAGCUCGCAAGGGCGUCAGCGAGAAGCCGGUCGAGAAGCCUCGAAAGAGGUUCAGGAGCUCGAAACUGACGGGCGACUACGAGAAGCCAUGGCUGAAGAACAAGGACCCCCGUGAGAAGCUCGACAAGGUUUUCUUCUACGGCUUGUCCUUGAUUGGAGCGGGCAUCGGGGCGUACAUCUGCUGGGACCGGUGGAACUCUGUUGGCAAUCAAAAUUACUGCUUGGCGUGGGAAGAUGACUUCAGCGGCGGAAUCAACAAGGACAGCUGGAACUACGAGGUGCAGAUCGAUGGAUUUGGCACCGGCUCCUUCGACUGGACCACGACAGACCCGCGCAACGCGUACACAGACGCCAAUGGCCUGCACAUUGUGCCGACGCUGACGACAGAGGACAUUGGCAUCAGCAACAACCAGCUGAUCCACGGCUACACAUUGAAUUUGACGUCAGGUGGCGGCGACGGCACGUGUACGGGCACCAGCAACUCCGCCUGUUCCAUCGCGUCCAACUACACUCUCAACUCGGUGAUCCCGCCGAUUCGCUCCGCGCGACUCAACACCAAGGGCAAGCACAUGCUGCGGUACGGCAAGGUCGAGGUGACCGCCAAGCUGCCCGCUGGCGACUGGCUGUGGCCGGCUAUCUGGAUGAUGCCCCAGGACAACGCGUACGGCGACUGGCCCGCGUCGGGGGAGAUUGACAUCAUGGAGGCGCGCGGCAACAGCCAGUACGUCUUCAGGAACGGCGGCCGCGACACCGUCUCGGGCGUGCUGCACUGGGGCCCAACGGCCGAGCUGGACCGCUUCGUCGAGACGUCCAACGGCCUGUACAUGCGCCGCAAGGACUUCACGCAGGACUACCACACCUUUGGCCUCGAGUGGACCAAGGACUUCAUCUUCACCUACUACGACAACGUGCUCAAGCAGACCCUGUACGUGCCCUUUGGCAGCAAGCUCGGCGACAUGUACAGCCGCGGCCGCUACGCCCAGAUUGCCAACCCCAACGGCUACGGCGCCCCCAACAACCCCUGGAGUUCCAGCUCCAACCCCAAUGCCCCCUUCGACCAGGCAUUUUACCUCAUCCUGAACGUCGCCGUGGGCGGCACCAACGGCUUCUUCCCCGACGGCUACGCCGGCAAGCCGUGGGUUGACAAGCUGAACAACUCGGCCAGCGCCUUCUGGAAUGCCAGCUCGGCGUGGAAGCCCACGUGGGGCGACGCCGACAGCCGCGGCAUGACUGUCAAGUCUGUCAAGAUGUGGAAUACUUGCUAGAUCAUCACGAGGGGGGGGGCUUCUUUGGCUUUGUUUUCCUUGUUCUUUUACGUCUCCUGUCUCAAUCGGUUGGAAAGAAUACGUGCGGAUAGAUUCCUA